This is a messenger RNA of Exophiala bonariae, 1398 nucleotides long. RefSeq lists its product as uncharacterized. Bases 1 to 1398 code for a protein of 465 amino acids. Lineage: Eukaryota; Fungi; Ascomycota; Eurotiomycetes; Chaetothyriales; Herpotrichiellaceae. Gene Ontology annotation, biological process: protein lipoylation. The transcript has a single exon. The record is from RefSeq and is a predicted model, not a curated record. Gene Ontology annotation, cellular component: cytoplasm; mitochondrion. Gene Ontology annotation, molecular function: lipoyltransferase activity.
AUGCGGAAGGCGCUCUCGCCGCUUCUUUACUCAUCAAGAUGCCUUCUAGCUUCUAGAGCGACAGCUAAGACCAGGCCUCAUACCUCCCAGGCCUUCGCUCACCAACAGCAGCCAUGUCGAACCACGACAGCAGGCUUCGCGACCACUCAGCACCUCAGGAGGUGGGAUCUGAGUGAAGUACUCCGCGUAACCGAGGAGACCUCCCCUCUGAUAUUCCACCUCACUUCAGACAAUCCCUACCACAACUUAUCUCUCGAGCACUACAUCCUGACCAAUUCGCACCCCUCCUCGACCAUCCUUCUGUUCUACACGAACCGGCCGUGUGUCGUGAUCGGGCGCAAUCAGAACCCGUGGCUGGAGACGGAUAUCCAGAAGCUGAGAGAUGGGCUAGAACCCGAGGAGCCUGUGCCUCUUGGAUCGGGCAUUUGGGGGAAUGAAACCACACAACGUAACCCGAUCGACCUCAUCCGGCGUCGAAGUGGGGGUGGGACGGUAUUCCACGACAACGGGAAUCUGAAUUACUCGGUCAUCGUGCCAAACAACAAGUCCUUCAAACGCAGUACGCAGGCCGAGAUGGUAGUGCGCGCCCUCACGCCUCUAGCGCCGCGAUACGGGUUCAGUGACCUCCAAGUGAACGAUCGCAAUGACAUUGUCAUGAAAGCCAAGGACAACGCGCUGCAGUGGUUGAAGGUCAGUGGUAGCGCGUAUAAGCUCACCAAGGGCAGGGCGCUACAUCACGGCACAUUGUUGUUCUCGAGCCCGAACCUGUCGAAUAUCUCGAACCUGCUGAGAAGCCCGGGUCGAGGGUUCAUCGAAGCGAAGGGUGUCGAGAGUGUCAGGAGCCACGUGGCCAAUUUGGCAUGGACUUCUGAUUUGCAGCAAAGGAAGCAGGUGAAGGAGGUCAUGACCAAAGCCAUCGUCCAGCAGUUCUGGGAGACGUACGGCAACAAUCAGCGACGAAAAGUCGGCCACAACGAGAUCUUUCUCGGCAGCGAAGUGUUCCAGGCCAUGAACAACCCAUCACUUACCAAGGGGCUCGAGGAGCUCCAAACCGACUUGUGGCUGUACGAAGGCACCCCGCGCUUCGACUUCGCCAGCGGAGCGAUGGAAGGUACCGAAGUCAAAUUCCAAGCGAACCACGGCGCCGUCGUGUCCCUGACAGUCGAACACCAUGACAAACAGUAUACCAUCGACGAAGCGGCCUUGCGCUCCGUGAGCGACCAGAACGGCCAUGGAUCCAAGCUCCUGGGCAUCUUCGACUGGUAUAACUUCAUCAGCGCGCGUGUCCAGGAAGCGACCAACACUCAUCUGAGGAUCCCCCGGACGCUGGCCAGGCGCAUCGACGCCAUCUUCCCGGGCGUCAGAGGCACGCCGAGGAAAUUGAAGUCUGAUUCGUGA